GUUUUGACAGUCAAAACUUUGCGAAACGUUUAUAGCUAGUCCUGUUCCGAACUGCACACAGGAUGCGAUUUUUACCAACAAUCGUUUGGUUUUAUUAUACGAUGUGGGCCACCGUCGAUGUUGGCCGUUGCUUCGUGGUGCCCGGUCAAGAGAAAACACUCUUCCACAUAGCCAGAGGGGUAUUGCAAAAUGACAUGCACUGGAAACACAUCAUCGAAAUUGAGAUGCCUGUCAACACUGAUGAGAUGGACCUACGCGUGGCCGACAUGCUGACAGAACUGGGUUUCGAAAAUAAUAAAGUCAAGGCUCAACCAAUACUUAGGUACCUGACCACCAACCCAGGCUCGACUAGUACCCAACUAUUAUUCGGCAUAAAGAUACUGGCCAACGCCAUGUCUUGUCAGUUUGCCAACACGUUAGGGCUCAACAUGCUCUUCAUAACAAUGCUGUCGUACCGGAAAACGGUGUUCGUGAAUCACAUACGAGAACACAUGUCACGGUUCCAAGUGACACUGUCCAAGUACAUUGACAAACUAGCCGUGUUCGGUGAACCUAUCAACAUUUACGUAACUCUGAGCAACAAUAUAAACAAGCUUUUUGAACAUCACAAUACAACAGAGAUCGUCGAUAAAAAGGUGUACACAGACAACAUUAAACAAAUAAGCAAUUUCAUCAAGGUAAUACGAGAUGACCGAUGUGGAGAAACUCAAUCUGAUAAUUGGUCGCAGAUUGCCGAGACAAUACGUGUGGCCUAUUAUACCCCGAAUUUAUUCAAUAAAAUGCUUCAUAAUACAGUAGCAGAUUUACAAUUAGCUAGCAUGAUCGAAAGCAUGGACCAAUACGAAUUCAUUGAUUUUUCCAGUUUGGACGACGAUUUCUGGAAUAAAAGGCUCGACGUCGUAAAAUAUGUUCGCAGCAAGAUGAAAAACUAAUUGGAAAAGGUACAAAGAAGUAAGGAGACAAUAAUUCUAUAUUAUAAUACUGUGUUUUUUUUUUAUUAUUAAUUUUAUUAUUGUCUCAUUGAAUGUUUAACGUCGAAAACAAUUGUUCGUCUUAUUUUAUUAUUAUUAUUAUUAUUAUCAUUAAUGGUUGUCCGUCGGUUCUUUGGUUAAUCUUUCACUUGCCACUUUUUAAUUUAAAUCAUAUCUUUAAAAUGUGUUUACCAUACGUAAAUUUUUAAUAACUUAAUUUUUGAACACUUUAUUUAUAUAUUGUGCUUGUCUUGUACCGUAAUAUAUGUAUUACACGA
Molecule: messenger RNA, 1249 nt
Organism: Cinara cedri
Lineage: Eukaryota; Metazoa; Arthropoda; Insecta; Hemiptera; Aphididae
Source: the annotation of a GenBank genome assembly